This is a messenger RNA of Pomacea canaliculata, 2233 nucleotides long. Its product is annotated as NADP-dependent oxidoreductase domain-containing protein 1-like. NCBI's taxonomy places the organism in Eukaryota, Metazoa, Mollusca, Gastropoda, Architaenioglossa, Ampullariidae. Gene Ontology annotation, molecular function: pyrroline-5-carboxylate reductase activity. Gene Ontology annotation, biological process: L-proline biosynthetic process. The record is from RefSeq and is a predicted model, not a curated record.
AACCACAAAGUCGUGGUUAAACUGUCCAACAUUGCACCAUUAAUGCUGUUAGGUGUUCAACCAUGUAAUGUAAUUGCUACAAACCUAGACGAGAACAGUUCAUCAAAGUUUGGAAGAAAUGUGGAUGCUGUAUCUAUCGCAGUUAUUGAUUGCAGUAUAUUAUUGGCUGGGUUUAUAUUCAAAAUAUAACUUACCUAUCGUACUCGAUUUAAGACUUUGCUCGACAGCAUCGUAAUGAGCAGCAAAUUUGUUUGAAAUGCUGCCAACCUUCAUUUCUUCUUCUAUUUUUCUCAUUUUCACUUCAAUCUCUUCCAGUUCUUUUUGGCGUUUCCUUAUGAGAUUUGCUGCUCGGCCUCCCUCCGAGGCCGCGCCCUUAUAAUGAGCCAUAUUAUGCUGAAAUACACAAACUAGUGAAGUUUUAAAGAUGAAACAGCUGAUUGACCGGAAGCAGAAUAAAGUAGCAGACUUUCAGGCAUUACGCAUGCCCGUUGCGCUUAGAAACAAAAUGGCGCUUAUGACGCGUUUGAAAUCCUCAGAAGCUAGUACAAACGAUAUCACGUCACAUUUGAGAUCUUUACAGUUUGAAAGUGUACUUACAGAAGAAGAAAAACAAUUGUUGCAUUUAAGAGCAAAAUCACAUGCUCUUUCUGUUUAUCAGUGUGCUCAAGCAACUUAUUUUUCUAAUGUUUUGCAUCAACUCAGGGAGUUAAAAAGUCAACUAAAAAAUCCCAGUGUCAAAAGAACUACCAGAAUCUUGCAAAAUGACAGAUCUAAUAAAGACCCUUUGCUUGUUGGAAUCUUGGGAUGUGGUCGCCUUGGGAGUCAGAUAGUACAAUGUUUGCUAACUUACGGAAAAAUCAGUCCCGCAAACAUUCAGAUUUCCACACGAAGACCAGAAAUACUUGAUCACUUUCAGCAACAAGGUGUUGAUUGUUAUUGUGAUAACAUCAAGCUUGUCAGUUCAGUCCAUGUUAUCUUUUUCUGUGUUCUUCCAUCUCAGCUGACAGCUGUAGCUGAGGAAGUAAAAAGUCAUAUACAACCAUCUACUAUUGCAUUUGUUUUUACAAGCGGCAUUUCACUCAGGAGACUGAAACAAAUGUUAAACACAUCCAGCAUUCUAAGUCCAGAGUUCACCUUCCCAGAGAGAAAUCAUGAUAAAGAUUGGAACUACCACACCAGCAUCAGUAUGGCACUUGAAAAUAAAUCCAUCGUUGAAAAGACAUGUCCUAUCAGUAAUACAGAUCAGUUAGUGCAAGUAAAUCCAAACCUUGCAGUGGCCAUGGUGUAUGCCUUUGUCAACAUGUGUUCUGAACAAGGUCUAACAAAGCAGGAGACUUUGCAGGCUGUACACAUGACAGUAUUUGGAGAGAACGAACAGAGCCCAUCAGAAGACAAGCUGACAGUAACAGAUUUCGGAGGAAGAGGCAAUAUGUCUGAGUGCUUUCCCUACUUUGACCUUAUUGAGAUUUAUGAAAAUGAAUCUUAUGUAAUGCAAAAACUACAGAAGAGCAAGCAUCUUCAACAGACAUUCAUCAAGCAAUAUUGGCGUGUCUUUGAAGAAUACUUACAUGCACAAUUUUAUGGACAUUUAGAAUAAAUCAUUUUCUCAGCAUCGGGCUAGAUCUUUGAAAUUAUAAUUCCUUUCAAAAUUUACAACAUUUGUAUAGAGUAAUGCUGUCUUGUUUGUGGUGCGUGUUAAAAAUUAAUGUGAUCAGAUCAUGGAUUGAUCGCUUCUUGAAAACAAAUCUGUGGUUUUUAUAUUGCCCUAUGCAUAGAUGACAUAAAUGAUCUGAAUAAAUGUGAGUUGUUUUGAUCAAUUUAGCAAAUGUGGGCAUUGAGUGAACUUACUAAGACACAUGAAGAAGAGUUUGAAUAUCAGGAUUAUAGUUGCUCAAUAAACUAUACUAUGUAGACUAUUCCUGUAAAGUGUGUUUUUAUGCAUUUGCUUUAGUAUAUAUUUGUACAUAAUAUAUUUGAAAAAUUCUUUUUUUUUCACCGGUAAAUAAAUUUCUGUAUAUCUGUUCUUGUUCUUGAGCGAUAAGAGCAUAUGCUCCUUGAGUGUGAGUAUAUGCUUUACAAAUUUUGCGUUUAUUAUUAUUAAUUAUUAUUAAUUAAUAUUAUAUAUUUAUGAGCUUUCAUGUGCAUUCACAGUUGUUCGUGAGGAGCUAUUGGGUUUGCUUGCAUGAAAAACUAUGCUUGAGCUAAAUAAAAAUAAAAUUUUAUAUUUCAUGGA